This is a messenger RNA of Fomitopsis serialis, 1323 nucleotides long. RefSeq lists its product as uncharacterized. NCBI's taxonomy places the organism in Eukaryota, Fungi, Basidiomycota, Agaricomycetes, Polyporales, Fomitopsidaceae. Bases 1 to 1323 code for a protein of 440 amino acids. The transcript has 6 exons. The record is from RefSeq and is a predicted model, not a curated record.
AUGGCCAUCGGUUGGCCGGCGUCGGAUGGGUGCACCUUGCGGCCUUUCCUGUUAAGACGUUCGAAGACCGGCGACCCGACGUCGGGUGCCCCUAACACCAUAGGAAUGGCCGAUGUCGGUGGGCCCCAUACUCAUCGGGCAGUCGAGGUCGGCCGGCCUCCCGCUCCGCCUCUUCAACCUCAGGGCGAAUUCAUUCGGUACCCAACAUCGGAUAUCUCCAUGAGCAUCGGGUGGCCGCGGUCGGGCUGCACGAUAUGCAUCGGACACGCCGAUGUCGGGCAGCCACACCAUCCGCCUUUCCAAUGUCGGCUGUCCCCUCCUGCGUCGGAUGGGUCGGCUGGCAGGGGGUCCCUCGGUUGGGUAAUGUCGGCGGUCUGCAUGACCAUAGGCCAGCCGAGACCGCAGGCCCCUGGGCUCACGCAGGGGCGCUCCGCUGCUCCCGCGAGCCUCCGUCCGUACCUGCUGACUCCGAAGCGCCCGCCCGACGCGUACUCCCUCCCGUCUGCCUUUCGAUUUAGCGUUCUCAUUGGCCAGCUCCUUGCGCAACACGCUAUUGCUGCACCGGCAGAGUGGUCGCUUAACGCGCCUUACAUAUACUCGCCCGUCCUCCGCACCUCCAUCUCUUCCCCCACCCUUGAAGCCAUCAUGUCUUCCCCGCCCUCACGUUUCAAUCGCUCCGACUCCCCAGCUGGCUUGAGUGACCCCGGUCGCGGCACUGCGCGCGGUCCAGCGGCUUUCCUCGCGGCCCCGACGGCCUUUGCUGCGCUUCCCCCGCCUUCAGAUCCCGUCGCGGGGGAUGGUUUUGCGGCCACCGCCUUUGGCGGCAACGCUGGUUCAGCAAUUGCUGCGGAGCCUGGUUUGCCGGCGCGCGACGCGCCUGAGCAAGAUCUGGGAUGCGUCGCCUCCUCCGGUUCCCCCGCCCUGUACGGGGCACAAGACUUCCACCAGCAGUGGACCUGGCCGGCAUACCUGCGUCCGGACUACAACCGACCCUGGACCCGUGCCACGGUGUCGUUACGUGACCUCCUCCGCACCAUGAUAGAGCUGGUCCGCGACAUGCAGCCGCACUACCACGGCGACUCGCGCGGGGUGCCCGACCCGACGAACUCAAUACGAAGGCAUGCAACAGAUGCAAUCCGCGUGGGCCCCAUGGUCCACGUGUACAAAAUUCUCUGGCGGGAGAGGGGCCCUCCGCUCGUGUGGUCGAUGGUCGUCGUGGCGGCGCACCCGGAGCAGGAGGUGGUGCUUUAUCGAAUCGUGCACCACCUAUGGUCAACAAGCGGCAUGACGCACGCACCGGGAGCGUACGCGCCACCAGCGUGA